Colletes gigas is the source of this 1985-nucleotide messenger RNA. Its product is annotated as solute carrier family 35 member E1 homolog. NCBI's taxonomy places the organism in Eukaryota, Metazoa, Arthropoda, Insecta, Hymenoptera, Colletidae. Bases 200 to 1249 code for a protein of 349 amino acids. The record is from RefSeq and is a predicted model, not a curated record. The transcript has 3 exons. Gene Ontology annotation, cellular component: Golgi apparatus. Gene Ontology annotation, molecular function: antiporter activity.
GAAGCAAGAGGGAGGGAGUGAGAGAAAUGCGAGGGGUACUAGAAUUUUAAUUGUGUCUGUGAUCUGUAAUAGCAAGUGACACCGAGUAAAGAGUACCCAGUAUCGCGAGCCACCGCGUACUGUUGCUGCGACUGUGGUGUACACGUAUGGAGCAAAGAGGCAAAAGGCGCACAUUUUCGUAGAGGCUCGUCGCGCAAUCAUGGACGAUCGCCGUAACAGCCGCGAAGUGAUCACCGUGUUAUUUCUGUGCCUGCUGUGGUACGUGAUAUCAUGCAGCAGCAACGUGGUCGGCAAGAUGCUGCUCUCGCAGUUUCCUUACCCUAUGACAGUGACCAUAGUUCAAUUAACCUCGAUCACAGUCUAUUCCGGCCCGUUCUUCAAUUUGUGGGGUGUACGAAAGUACUCAUCCGAUAUUUCAUGGGGUUAUUAUUUGCGACUGAUUGUGCCACUCGCUUUGGGCAAAUUUCUGGCGAACGUCUUCAGCCACGUCAGCAUCUGGAAGGUCCCCGUUUCGUAUGCUCAUACUGUGAAGGCUACAAUGCCCUUCUUCACGGUGUUCCUGUCAAGAAUCAUAAUGAAAGAGAAGCAGACCUGGAAUGUGUAUUUUAGUCUAGUUCCAAUUGUUGUUGGUGUAGCCAUUGCUACGCUGACAGAGCUUAGUUUCAAUAUGAUCGGUCUAUUGAGUGCUUUAGCAUCCACCAUGGCAUUUUCCUUGCAAAAUAUUUAUUCUAAAAAGGUGCUGCACGAUACAGGGAUACAUCACUUGAGGCUUCUACAUGUUUUGAGUCAGCUGGCACUGAUUCUUUUCUUUCCCAUAUGGUUAAUAUACGAUUUGAGCCGAUUAAUAUACAAUCCAGUUACCGGCGAUUCGGUAGAAUUAAAUUACGAUAUAAUGGGUCUGUUAUUUUUGGAUGGUAUCUUGAAUUGGUUUCAAAAUAUAGUCGCAUUCUCCGUAUUAUCCAUCGUCACUCCUUUAACUUACGCGGUGGCCAGCGCGAGCAAACGUAUAUUCGUGAUCGCAGUAAGUUUGUUUGUGCUUGGUAAUCCGGUGACAUGGUUAAAUAUAUUAGGAAUGACGCUGGCCAUUUGCGGGGUGCUGUGCUAUAACAAGGCCAAAUACGAUCAGCGGCAAAGAAUAGAGAAUCCAACGGCUCUUCCGAAAUAUUACGAUAAAAAUCGUAAUGGUACCACGGGAUCCUUCAUGGUAAAUGGAUGGGUCGACAAGAAACAGCAAUUGUUAAAUGUCUAGUCCGAAUUGUUAAUUUCUUUUCGUGCUGACAAAUUUUUAUGAGUUUUGUCUGUCGAAACAAUUUGUGUUAACGUUCUUGCUUUUUUUAAAGUUAGACCUGCUGGCAAGGUGAGACACGUUGUUCAAUUCGAAAUGGUUUAGCGUUUACGGCUGAUUGCUGGGUCAAUUAGCAUGAAAUCCGAUCAGUUGCUGAUCCGAUGAACAUUCCUGUUACUCCGAUAACAAAGGCGAAGAAUAGAUAAAUCAGAUUUCAUGUCAUUCAAACACGUAUAUUCGAUAUCGAGCAGCAUUCGUAUAGUAUUGAUUAGGUCUUGCGUUAUAACUUUCGCAAUCCUUAGCUCACUGAUAUGAGAGUGUGACGCGAUUUGCUAAAUGAAGGAAUUGUAAACGAGAUGGUAGGAAGUAAAAAAUGGAAAGGACAGGGGAGCGUUUCGUCUGCCUUAGACGCCGGGAUAUUGUCGAGGAGCGUAUUAUAUAGGAGCAGAAGGGUCAGUCGAGCGCUUGCGAGAGAGCUCACAAGAGCAAAUCAUUUUCGCAAGCAUAUAGAAAUGUGUUAAUAGAGGGUUGAUAAAGGCACGCGUCGUUGAUAUCCUAUAAGCGUGCACUCGUGUGUGGUGUGCGUGGAUUUGUAUGCAGGAGAAAAUGUUCUAGCUAAAAAGCAAUCUAUCUUAUUUUUAUAAAUAAAAUACAGGUGUGUACAAAAAUAUACCAGAUACGUUCAUCGGACGUUUCGAUA